CAAUAAUUUGUCGAGUAGCUGGAGGGAGAACUCUGUAAAACUGCGACAAAAAGUUGCUCUGUUUUUGUUGGCGUGAUAAUCAAUCGUCGUCUUUCAGUGUAAAAUUUAAGCCUCCACCAACAGUGUUCAUAUAUUUUUCUGCAAUCGGCGCCUCUUUUUCUAUUUGCGUGUUUGUUCGUUUUCGUGUUGCGAAAAUUACAGCCGCUUCUACAAGGUUCUCGAACGGCCAAAAAGAAGUUAGCGCGUUUCUGCCUUUUAGAUCUGUUUUCUGAUCCCUUCAUCCAUUUGAGUGCAUUCCAAGCGCUUUCAAGUUCAUGAUGUUUAGAUUUCGACGAUUUUUUUAGUGAGAUUAUAAUCGACUUCCUCCAUUUCUCUUUUAUUUGGGAACUUCUGGUGAGGAUUUCCGGCAACGUGGGAUUGAAAACGCGAAGAUUUCUCAAUGUACAAGCGAUUUUCGUUUAAAUAUAACUCCAAUCUAAUUGACAUGGAGGAUAAUUCAGGUCUUUUGCAGGGUGGUAAGGAUUCUGAAGUCUCGAACCCUUCAUGGAGGCUUUCUUUACCGCACGUUCUAGUAGCUACCCUAACUUCAUUUCUAUUUGGCUACCACCUGGGAGUAGUAAAUGAGCCAAUGGAAGUAAUUUCUGCGGAUCUUGGUUUCAAUGGGAAUACAUUGGCAGAAGGUUUGGUUGUCAGUACAUGCCUGGGAGGUGCCUUAGUUGGGUCUCUAUUGAGUGGUUGGGUAGCUGAUGGAAUAGGACGUCGCAUGGCUUUCCAACUGAGUGCUUUGCCAAUGAUUGCUGGUGCUGCAAUGAGUGCAAUGACUAAAACUCUGGCUGGGAUGCUUUUGGGACGUCUGUUUGUUGGGAUUGGAAUGGGUCUAGGCCCUCCUGUUGCUUCUCUCUAUGUCACAGAGGUAUCUCCUGCGUUUGUGAGGGGAACGUAUGGCAGUUUCAUUCAGAUUGCUACAUGUCUUGGACUGAUGGCAGCCCUCUUAAUAGGAAUCCCUGCUAAGGAGACAGUAGGCUGGUGGCGUGUCUGUUUUGGGGUAUCUACUAUUCCAGCUGCAUUACUAGCUCUAGCCAUGGUAUUUUGUGCUGAGAGUCCACAUUGGCUAUAUAAGCAAGGACGGACUGAGGAAGCAGAAACUGAAUUUGAGAAGCUUCUUGGUGGAUCACAUGUAAAAUCUGCUUUGGCAGAAUUGUCCAAGUUUGACAGGGGAGAUGAACCAGAUUCUGUAAAACUUUCUGAGUUGCUCUUUGGCCGCCAUUUUCAAGUUGUUUUUAUUGGAUCAACACUAUUUGCUUUACAACAGCUAUCUGGUAUAAAUGCUAUAUUUUAUUUCUCCUCGACUGUUUUUAAAAGCUCGGGAGUACCAUCAAACCUUGCAAAUGUCUGCGUGGGAAUCUCAAAUUUAGCAGGAUCCAUAAUCGCGAUGCUUUUGAUGGAUCGAUUGGGAAGAAAGCUGCUUCUUCUAUGGAGCUUUUCUGGGAUGGCAGUAGCUAUGGCCCUCCAAGUAGUUGCAGCAGGUUCUCAUUCACCAGACUCUGGAGCUGUGUACUUGUCAGUCGGUGGCACGUUAAUGUUUGUCCUAAUGUUUGCUCUCGGAGCUGGUCCAGUUCCAGGUCUUCUUUUACCAGAAAUUUUCCCCAGUCGGAUAAGAGCAAAAGCUAUGGCAAUCUGCAUGUCGGUGCAUUGGGUGAUAAAUUUCUUCGUAGGAUUGCUCUUCCUUCACUUGUUGGAGAAGAUGAGGCCACAGUUUCUGUACUCUGGUUUUGCUACGUUCUGCUUGAUUGCAGUUGCAUUUGUGAAAAGGAAUGUCGUGGAAACCAAAGGAAAAUCACUUCAAGAAAUUGAAAUAGCACUUCUCCCUCAAGAAUAAUGCAUCAGCCCAGGUUUAUGCGGCUCUUAGCUUCCUCAAAUUCCAUGAAGAUUAUUGCAAAGAAUAUACUAAGUAGUUUUGCAUCUAUAAUAAACAUGCUACCUGUGGGUGUAAUGCAGUAUUGCAGUUGCAGUAUUGCCCUUCAGAAGUGAGUGUAUAAAAUAGAGAGCACAAAACUUUGGCAAUACAGAGAAUUGCUAAACUUGAUUUUGUCUCACUUUCUUAUUAACCUGUCGGUAUGGUUUCCUUAUGAAUUCUUAUCUUGAAGUUUUUGAAUAA
Molecule: messenger RNA, 2158 nt
Organism: Cucurbita pepo subsp. pepo (vegetable marrow)
Lineage: Eukaryota; Viridiplantae; Streptophyta; Magnoliopsida; Cucurbitales; Cucurbitaceae
Source: RefSeq, a predicted model, not a curated record